This is a messenger RNA of Scatophagus argus, 2604 nucleotides long. It is a transcript of the gene rhogb, whose product is annotated as ras homolog family member Gb. Gene Ontology annotation, cellular component: plasma membrane; cytoplasmic vesicle; cell cortex. Gene Ontology annotation, molecular function: GTPase activity; protein kinase binding; GTP binding. The transcript has 5 exons. NCBI's taxonomy places the organism in Eukaryota, Metazoa, Chordata, Actinopteri, Scatophagidae. The record is from RefSeq and is a predicted model, not a curated record. Gene Ontology annotation, biological process: regulation of cell shape; cortical cytoskeleton organization; actin filament organization. The coding region runs from base 305 to 880 and encodes 191 amino acids.
UCCUCUUCGUUAGCUCCACCCGCCUGCCUCACAUUGACAUAGAGAUCCGCUGUCCCUCCCGCACACACACUGACACACACGCUGACACACACACACACAGAGAGGACGGAGCAGGACUGAGAGGAGCUGUGAGCCCGGAAAGGAGGACUGAUGACCGUCAGACGAUGGGACGUCAUGAGCUUCUGAACGAGCAGCGUUAACCGAAGGAAACCGAAGUGUGUCUGCCAACCCCAUUCAGGGCGAGCGAACCAAUCAGACGCACUGAAGGCAAACUCAGACAGGUUGCUGAAGGUCAAAGGUCAUCAUGCAGAGCAUAAAGUGUGUUGUGGUGGGUGACGGUGCUGUGGGGAAGACCUGCCUGCUCAUCUCCUACACCACCGGAGCUUUUCCCAAAGAGUACAUCCCCACUGUGUUCGACAACUACAGCAGCCAGGUGACGGUGGACAACAGGAUCAUCAGUCUCAACCUGUGGGACACAGCGGGUCAAGAGGAGUAUGAUCGACUGAGGACGCUGUCCUACCCGCAGACCAACGUCUUCAUCAUCUGCUUCUCCAUCUCGAGUCCCGCGUCCUAUGAGAACGUCAAGCACAAGUGGCAUCCAGAGGUGUCACACCACUGUCCUGGCGUUCCCAUCCUCUUGGUCGGCACAAAGAGCGACCUCCGGAACGACGCCGACACUCAGAGGAAGCUGAAAGAGCAGAACCAGACGCCUGUCACCCACCAGCAGGGCACCGCACUCGCCCGCCAGAUCCACGCCAUCCGCUACCUGGAGUGCUCGGCCCUGAACCAGGACGGCAUCAAGGACGUGUUCACAGAGGCCGUGAGGGCCUUCCUGAACCCGCAGCCCACUGUCAGCAAGAGGCCCUGCGUCCUGCUGUAGGGCCGAGCCUCGAACGCCUCACCGGGAGCACCGACGGGUCCCGACCGGGUUGAUUCUGAGGCUCGACUGCCUGAGAGACUGUUUGGUUACGUGUUCUUAUGUCUGGAUAGAAUUUUUUCUUUUGUCUUUGAAGAAGUAGAAAAGGUAGUUAUGAGUUUAGGGCUGGGAUUUUGGGUUGGUGGUGGUGGGGUGGGGGUCUAUAAAACUGAAAUGAUGAACCAGUGUCUUAGAGCAUUUCUCAAGCUAAUAAUAACGAUUAAAAUAAAAUGAAAGGGAGACGUCGUCUGUAGUUUUAACUGAGUGCAGCUCUGCAGGGGUUGGUGCUGUCGGGUGGUGCAGGAGCUUUCCAGGUAUCACGACAGGGACUGUUUUGUGUCAGAUCGGGGACCCCUCACCUUCUGAAGGGCUCCUGGAAAGUUCUUGUUAAAACCAUCUUUUCCUUCUGGAUUAAAUUUGAACCUUCCUGAAACACCAGAACACAAGUUAAAAUCAUCUCUGACUUCCUGCAGUCAAAGUCCAGCUGCAGGUAAAAACAACAGGAAGGCGGUCGUUGCAGUUUGUCCCACUGAUGCGAGCGCUGAACAACACGCUCAGCGGCCAAUCGAGAUCCUGAGCACCGAACUGCUGCAGUUAGUCACAUGUCACUGCGCCUCCUCAGAGUCCUGCCUGAGGGAAACGUCACCACACAGACAUGAAACACAUGUUGACAUCAUCCAGUGUGACAUCACUUCCUGAGGAUGUCAUUAUCUCUGAUGUCCAUCUAGAACAAACCUCCGUACGUUUUCUUCAGUGUCACAGUGAUGCUAACAGGAGCUGCUAACAGCUAACCAAGUGGAAUCACUCGGUAUGCUUCCUGUUUACAUUCCCAAAGCAUUGUGGGAGCUGUGUGUCACGGUGUUCCUCUGACAGGAGCGGAGUGUCGGGGCAUGUUGAAAACCUUUGCUGGUGUGGUUGUCACAAGGUCCGGAUGAAAGAGCUCAAGUGUUUUCAGAUGAAUUAGCAUCAGUGUGAAAAUGGGCGGGUCGGACAGGAAACAGCUCUGGUGGAGUCAUAAGCUGUCGCAAAUAGAAAACAGGAAGUUGAAUAAAUGGUUAUUGAUACUGAGAAUUAAAGUGCAGACUGGGAACUUUUACAUGAUGUGUUCACUGUCAGGGCUCGGUGUGACGGCUUUCGUGUCUCUCACUGAUCGUUCAACUGCACAGAAAUAAACGUUGACAAACUUUAAAAGAUGAAAAGGCUGACGUCAAACUCAACAAGACGAUCAGUUAGUUAGCGAGGCGAUUCACCAAAAGAUUCUGAACGAUGACAUGGAGACAGAACAGCAUCAGGCAGAGAAACGCUGUGCCACUGGAACCAAACGUAUGAUUAAGAAACAUCCUGAUUUACUUGUAACUGCCUCGGCAGGCCCUGAAACAGGAUCUGAAAGUCUGUCUCGGAUUUCGCAAAGAAACAAAAGGAAUAAAACAGUGAGAUUCUUAAAGUAGCCUAGCAAACCCACAAACCUGCUGUACAAAUGUUUGAUCAGGAAAGAAACGUUUUGUGUUUGGGCUGCUAGCAUGGCUAACAACACGCAGCCAAGUCUGUUAGCAGAGCUGCUAAACUGAAGUCCAGUCAGCUCAAGUCUGUCACGUCACUGAAGUUCAUUCAGUUUUAUGUUUAAAAAAUGUGAUUGGUUUUGAUUUUUUCAUUUACUGUUUUUAUUUAAAUGAGACACUUAAAACAUG